CAGGCGCGGGAGCCGGAGGCAGCGCCCAGCGCCGCCGCUCGCCAGAGCCUCGGCGGCCGCCGGACGGGGCGGACUGUGCGGGGCGGUGACUGCCGGCUGCCGGCAGGAGAGGAGGGGGGGCGGCGGCCGUGGAGGAGAGGAGGGCGCUAUGGCCGACGUGUUCCCGGGCUCCGAGCCCGGCGCGGCCCCGGACGCGGCGCGGCGCUUCGCUCGCAAGGGAGCCCUGAGGCAGAAGAACGUGCACGAGGUGAAGGAGCACAAAUUCAUCGCGCGCUUCUUCAAGCAGCCCACGUUCUGCAGCCACUGCACGGACUUCAUAUGGGGAUUUGGGAAGCAAGGAUUUCAGUGCCAAGUUUGCUGCUUUGUGGUUCAUAAGAGAUGCCAUGAGUUUGUUACCUUUUCCUGUCCUGGGGCUGACAAGGGACCUGAUACUGAUGAUCCCAGAAGCAAGCACAAAUUUAAGAUCCACACCUAUGGGAGCCCGACCUUCUGUGACCAUUGUGGGUCACUGCUUUAUGGGCUUCUGCACCAAGGGAUGAAAUGUGACACCUGUGAUAUGAACGUUCAUAAGCAAUGUGUAAUAAACGUCCCAAGCCUCUGUGGCAUGGAUCACACAGAGAAACGAGGAAGGAUUUAUCUGAAAGCUGAAGUCAAUGGUGACAAACUGGAAGUAACAGUGCGAGAAGCAAAAAACCUAAUUCCCAUGGAUCCAAAUGGACUUUCAGAUCCUUACGUUAAACUGAAGCUCAUCCCAGAUCCUAAGAAUGAAAGCAAACAAAAAACAAAAACCAUCCGUUCUACUCUGAAUCCAGACUGGAAUGAAUCAUUCACAUUUAAAUUAAAACCUACAGACAAAGAUCGACGGUUAUCAGUAGAGGUCUGGGACUGGGAUCGAACAACCAGAAACGAUUUCAUGGGAUCCCUUUCGUUUGGAGUGUCAGAGCUUAUGAAAAUGCCCGCCAGUGGAUGGUACAAGCUGCUGAAUCAAGAGGAAGGUGAAUAUUACAAUGUUCCAAUUCCAGAUGCUGAUGAAGAUGGAAACGCAGAGCUCAGGCAGAAGUUUGAGGACUGUCAUGUAAAUAUCCACUUCUUCAAGAAAGCCAAACUUGGGCCAGCUGGUAACAAAGUCAUUACUCCAACAGAAGACAGGAUCUCAAGUGUGCCAUCCAACAAUCUGGACAGGGUGAAGCUGACAGACUUCAACUUUCUCAUGGUUCUUGGAAAGGGGAGCUUCGGGAAGGUGAUGCUGGCAGACAGGAAGGGGACAGAGGAGCUCUAUGCAAUCAAAAUACUGAAAAAAGAUGUGGUGAUUCAGGAUGAUGAUGUUGAAUGUACAAUGGUUGAAAAGCGAGUCCUGGCGUUGCAAGACAAACCACCGUUCCUGACACAGCUUCACUCUUGUUUCCAAACAGUUGACCGUCUCUAUUUUGUUAUGGAGUAUGUGAAUGGAGGUGAUCUCAUGUAUCACAUUCAGCAAGUAGGAAAAUUUAAGGAGCCACAAGCAGUGUUCUAUGCAGCUGAGAUCUCAAUCGGGUUAUUCUUUCUCCAUAACAGAGGGAUUAUUUAUAGAGAUCUGAAAUUAGAUAAUGUGAUGUUGGAUUCAGAAGGACACAUUAAAAUUGCUGAUUUUGGAAUGUGCAAAGAACAUAUGUUAGAUGGAGUAACAACCAGGACCUUCUGUGGCACUCCAGACUACAUUGCACCAGAGAUUAUUGCUUACCAGCCCUAUGGGAAGUCUGUGGAUUGGUGGGCAUAUGGAGUGCUGCUCUAUGAGAUGUUGGCUGGUCAGCCUCCAUUUGAUGGAGAAGAUGAGGAUGAGCUUUUCCAGUCCAUAAUGGAGCAUAAUGUUUCCUAUCCAAAGUCACUGUCCAAAGAAGCUGUCUCCAUCUGCAAGGGGCUAAUGACUAAACACCCUGCAAAACGCCUUGGCUGUGGCCUCGAAGGUGAAAGAGACAUCAGGGAACAUGCUUUCUUCAGAAGAAUCGACUGGGAAAAACUGGAAAACAGAGAGAUUCAGCCACCUUUCAAACCUAAAGUGUGUGGCAAAGGUGCCGAAAACUUCGACAAGUUCUUCACCCGAGGACAGCCGGUGUUAACGCCUCCGGAUCAGCUGGUCAUUGCUAACAUAGACCAAACAGAUUUUGAAGGGUUCUCUUACGUCAACCCCCAGUUCAUACACCCCCUUUUACAAAAUGUAGCAUGAAGCAGCAGAACGGGAACAAAUCCUGCAGCAGGGAAUGAUCUUUAACCCUACAAUGUUUAGGCUUUUGCCUUGUUUGAUUCCAUUUGGGCCUGGAAAUUGUAGGGUUAGAAAGUGUAAGAUGGGGGGGAAAGGCCACUAAUUCAGGAUUUUGGCUUUGCAACAGCGGUGUUGUCUUAAUGGGAGAUAAAUCAGUGUAUGGUGCCCACUUACCCUUCUAGAAGGCGCCACUGACUUGGCAAAACUUACCCAGUUUUUAGUACGUUUGAUCUUUUUGUAACUUCCCGCUGUCCUUUUGCUCCCUUUUCCACUCUGCUGUGUUAGAAUUCCUCUAACAUGUGGUCUGAAAGAAUAAAACCACCUCGAAUAUUGAGUCCUUCUGUACAGAUGCUGGGAGACAAACGCACUGAUUCCCGAGGGACCGCUCCUUCCGGUGACUUCAGGGAGAUGGGCAGCACAAGAGGCUGGAAUGGAGGCAUCACUGAGAGGGAGAGGCAUUGCAAAGGAAAUGUUGAAAGCACUUGUUAUGAAAAUAGGACAAAAACAAGUUGGGAGAGGGUGGGAGGGGGGGAUAAAAUCCAAUUAGACCUUUGUGGCUAUGAUCCUAUAAGCAACUCCAAGUUUAAACGCACUUCAGUGGUGGCCAGAUCACUAGGAUCUUUGCUAAGUAGCAUGUGAUAAACUCAAGGGUGAAUUUUUGUCUUUAAUAAUAAUAAUAAUAGUAAUAAUUUUAAUAAUAUUUCUGUGAAUUUUAAUCUCCAUGAGAUUAUUCUGUGAUCCAGGGUGCCAUUGUUUGUUCGGUUAAUUUAAUUUACUCCUCAAGUUUACUGCUAACCGGUUCUAAUACCAGUAUUUUACUAUGGGAUUUGUUUAACCUGGAAUGUAAAAGAAAACUUGUUUUAUUUACUUAUUUACUUGUGUUUAUUUAUAGUCUGCAGUAUAGGGCAGUAAAUGGAAGGAAGCGUUACAUAUCCUAAAUUCACAACACAUACAGCCCCAAGUGACUUCCUGAUUUCUUCAGAAUAACUCAUGAAAAUUAAGUGUGAUAUAAAAAUAAUCAGUUUUAAUUCAGGAAACUUUGGGCUGUCGAAUAAUAAAGCCUGAAAAAAGAAGCACCUAGAACCUGUUUUAUUGAUAGAAUGGGAUUUAAUACAUUUUACAUAGGCUUCAUGCAAUGAAUUUUGCAUGUUUAGUAAUAACUCUUAAUAAUAAGGGUUAAUAAUAAGCAGAUCUAUAAUAUCGACAUAAUCAUAUCCAGCAUAAAGAGUAUUAUAAAGAUUUUAUAAAACAAAUUGUGCUUUAUUUGUGAACCUUCUUGUUCUGAAUGACAUCCUUUAGACUUAGCUAAAUGUUUUACUGCUGUUGUUUUGAUUUUUACUUUAGGGUUUGGAUAUUCUAAUGGCUUAGGGAAUAAUCUCUUUUUUUAAAAGUAGAAAUACUUUUAAACUAUAAUGGCUACCUGCAGGUUUUAUACAAGGUUCAAUUAGGCUUUCAUUUUACGUCUGCUUAUCACUUACAGGGAAGGAAAUGGACUUUAUUUGCAAUGAUGAACACUGUAAUUAAUGCAAUCUUCUCCUCUCCUAUCACUUAGAUGAAACAUUUUGAUAGAUCUUCUUACAACUCACCAGAAGAUAUUAAUUCAAAUAUCAGUGAAUUCUUUUUGUGCAUAUUUGGGUUUUGUUACAGCAUGUAAAAUAGUAGUUGGUGCAUUUUCCUUCUUUUUUUCUCCCUUCUGCCUUGUUCCUGUUAGCAGCCAUAGGCACUUUUUGUCUGUCAGAUGUGCAUGACGAUGCCAGAAGCAUGAUGUCUCUGUUGCUGCAUGCAGACUGAUUACAGUUUUUCCAGCAUGUAAACAUAUUCCAAAAGUAAGGUAUUUGCCAUAAAAGACUUAAAUUUAUACUAGAACAUGUAACGGGGGGGGUGGGAGGGGAAUCUACUUUCUAAUCAUCUUUUAUGACAAUAAAACAUGGAACCUGUGCCAAAGAUUCUGUUAGAGCUAUCCAGUCCUGCACAUUGGUAUCCAAGUGGAUGGGUUUGACUAACGGGGGUGACCCCUGGUGGAGUGGGACAGUUUGUGUGCGAAACACAACUGGAUUUGAAUGGUCACUGAUGUGUUUCUGCUCCUGGGGCAUGCUCGGAAGCUGUAUUCUUGGUGCCUAGGAGAAAUGAUUCACAACACUCCAAGAGUCUCACUUCUUCCUGGUGAUAGUCCUUUUGCAGACCCAGCUUGAAGCAAGGAGCAUCUCCCUGGGUAAGAGUGAACAGCAGGCUUUAAUGGGUGAACCGAACCAUUCCAAGGGGUGGGAGAACACACAGCUAAUGAGGGGCAUUGACCAACUAGCAAGAACUCGGGUUGUUGCCUAAAUAAACAGAACUUACCAUUUUUAAAACAUUUUAGGAGUCAAAUUUUUAAGUCUUUCUGUGUCAAAUAAGUUAUCAGCCAGGUCUGGGAGUUCAUUAUCCUCUUUGUGUGUUAUAUAUGGUACUCACCAUAAAGCACGUGGACUAAUGCUGCGUUCAUGACUAUUUAUGUUUUUCUGAAUACUAUUAGUCUGCCAUAGCUUAGAAGAUGCAGAAGCAUCACACUGUAGAAGAUAAUAGAUGCAACAGAUUACUGAGGCUCAGAUGUGAAUAAAGAAGGGGCUCUCGAGUAACUCAAUCUGCUGAGAGGCAGCAUUAGGUGUGUUUUAAGAAUGUGAAGUGAAAAAGACACUUAAGAAAAAGGAAAAUACUGGGAGAAAUAGCAGCACACAGGUUUGGGAAGGAGGAAAAGCAUUGUAGGGGCAGAACUGAACUGUGCCAGGAGCAAGCAGGAUAUUGCAUGGGUAGACAUGCCCAAACAGUUCUGGUUUUCCUGGUGAAAUAUGCAUUGGACAGGGAAGCCCCAUUGCAGGCAGAUGUUUCUGGCACAGCUGUGAUGGUCGGUGAUGGUCUCACCAGAACAUGGCAUUAAAGAUGUGGUCCAGCAUCUGAACAGAGCUGCUCAUUUUUUGGCUGCUUCUCAAAACCACUUUCUUGGGCAUUUGUUCACCAGUUUUCCUGAUGUAGAAGCAGAAAUUCCUCUUUAUUAUUGUUACUUCAAGUCCCUGCGCUUGCUAUGGCUCAUGUCACCUUCUGUAGGUUUCUGAAAGGUUGUGAAAGGUACUGUGAACUCAGGGCUCCCACAGGAACAAGACAGGGUUGUGUUAAGCAGGGAUUGAGUAUUUGUGCUCCUUCUCACUGCUCUGCCUAAUGCCCUCGUAUGUGAGUGUUCAUGCUUGGAAUCUUUAAUGAGAACUCUAUGUGGCUUUCUUACCAUCCAGGAAUUUAUAAUGGCAAGUAGAACUGAAGUAUCCAGCCAGUCUUUUCAUAUCUUUUUAAAUACAGAUCUUAUUUAUAUGCUGUUUUUCAUUAGAUUUGGAUUUCUAGAGAACAGGCAUCAACAGGGGGAUAGGCAUUGGAACUGCUUUUCUUUCACUUGUUUUCAAUAGCAACCAUAGUCUGAAAACACACGUUGCAAGUCAAAUUGAGAAUUACAGUACACUCAAGCUGGGGUGGAAGUUCUGGGAGCUGUGUUUCCAUCCCACAUGCACUUGAAUCCCAAGGGGCUCUGGAGCAGCCCCGUUCCUGUUGGGGGGAAGCACAGGUAUGCAGUGUAAACUUCCAAGCUGUGUUCUCAGGGAUUAAAUAGAAUUUAACUGUCUCCUAGGUAAAUUUCUUCAUUAUUCAAGCAUCUGGGUGUUCUUAUGCACCUUUGAGUCAGCUGAGCAGGGUGGUGGGUUUCCAGCACAGCCACUUCACCACCAGCCAGUCUCGGAUUGCACAUAGAUGAGGAGGAGAGAGCACGUUCCCAUAACAAAAUACUCCCCCUUAAUCCAGUUUAGAGGAGAAAUGCAAUUUAGCUUUCUGAUCCUUUAUUCUUUCCAGAAAUACAGUUGGAUUUCCUUUUACACAGUGAAGAAAGUUCUUCUGGAAAUCAGCUGUUUAGAAAGAAAGAAACUCGUGUUACACUGUUGGCCUUUACAAUCCAUUCUGUCUUUUGGGGUGAAUUUGAUUGAAUAAUGCUGUAAAAUUAGUAAGGUAAAGAGAGAGGAGCUUGCCUUCUAGAUGGGAGGGUGACAUGCUCAGGGGCCAGGAUGGAGUGAUACAACUUCAAAGCCUCUUUCUCAGCCAGUCCAUCCAGAUGCAGUCCCAGUUAGAUGCCACAGGAGACACAUGCAUUUAGCAGAGGGGGAAGACCCUCCUUACUAAGCAAAACACAUCACUGGAAAUAAUAGUAAUUCAAUAGUAAAGCUUUGAUAUGAGUAGAAACAUAUUGACAGUAUUGAGUUUACAGUGAGCUUUUGGGCCUGCCAUGUAACUUCUGGAAACAUCUAAUGUGAUUUUCAGUUCUCUUGGUCAGUACCAUGAACUACUGUACAUAGGUUUUAUCUUUUCACAAACAUGGGUGUCAGCUCUAGGCGAUGGUACCCCUGUGCACUAAAUGGCCAAGUAGAAAAGCAGACAAGCUAAAGCACCUUUUUACUCAGCUCCAUACUUUUAAAUGGGAUCUGAAAUAGUUCAGUUAAAGAACUAAAGACCUGACUCCAUAAGUAUAUGUGAUUUCCUCUCAGCCAGUAACUGUGCCAGUAAUGACUGGUAAUUAAAUAGCCUUAUAAUGAAUAAUCAUCAUGCACUACAGCCCUCCUGUUCCUAAGAAAACUAAGAGAGAGAGCAAGUUAUUAACCUCUCUGCCUCAGUUACCUCAUCUGUAAAAUGGGGAUAAUAAUACUUACAUAUCUCACAAGGAGGUGUGAGGACUUCAUAGGUAAUGUUUCUAAUACACUUUUAACCUGAAAAGAGUUGUGUAAGUAUUAUUAUAAUUUUUAAUAUUAAAUCAGCUUAUUCCCGUGGUAUUGCUGGAUAUAUCAUGCUAUUUCUACUUUUUAUAGAACUUUAGUAAUUCAGCUGAAAACAUGUGAAGAGAAAUAAAAGGCAAUCUGAUGCCUUUCUUAA
Molecule: messenger RNA, 7174 nt
Organism: Neopsephotus bourkii (Bourke's parrot)
Lineage: Eukaryota; Metazoa; Chordata; Aves; Psittaciformes; Psittacidae
Gene: PRKCA
Product: protein kinase C alpha
Exons: 18
Coding region: 149-2203 (684 amino acids)
Biological process (GO): protein phosphorylation
Molecular function (GO): ATP binding; zinc ion binding; diacylglycerol-dependent serine/threonine kinase activity
Source: RefSeq, a predicted model, not a curated record